AUGCCCACAGUCAACAGCAACCAAUGGACGCAUGGAAACCACUCUGCUCCUCCUCCACCGCCCAGCGGCGCUCAGAACUUCGGCCAUGGCGCGCCUAACGGUUACUCGUACCAAUACUCGGCAUGCAAUGGUCGGAGGAAAGCGCUGUUGAUUGGUAUCAACUACUUUGGCCAGCGAGGCCAGCUUCGAGGAUGCAUCAACGAUGUUAAGAACAUGAGUACAUACUUGAACGAGUUCUUUGGAUACAAGCGAGAGGACAUGGUCACUUUGACCGACGACCAGCAAAAUCCUAUGAGCCAGCCGACCAAGGCAAACAUUCUACGAGCGAUGCACUGGUUGGUCAAGGACGCACGGCCAAACGACUCCUUGUUCUUCCACUACUCAGGACACGGCGGUCAGACAAAGGACCUUGACGGUGACGAGGACGACGGCUACGAUGAAGUAAUUUACCCAGUGGACUUCCGCACUGCUGGCCACAUUGUUGAUGACGAGAUGCACCGUAUCAUGGUUGCGUCUCUCCAACCCGGAGUCCGACUGACCGCCAUUUUCGAUUCCUGCCACUCCGGUUCCGCCCUCGACCUCCCAUACAUCUACUCCACCCAGGGUGUGCUCAAGGAGCCUAACCUGGCCAAGGAAGCCGGCCAAGGAUUGCUCGGCAUUGUAUCGAGUUAUGCGCGCGGUGAUAUUGGCAGCAUGAUUGGCGGCGCUACCAGUUUGUUCAAGAAGGCAAUUAAUGGUGACGAGGUGUACAAGAAGAACCUCAGGACAAAGACCAGCCCCGCUGAUGUCAUCAUGUGGAGUGGAUCCAAGGAUACCCAGACUUCAGCCGAUGCAAGUAUUGGCGGUGAAGCCACAGGUGCCAUGUCAUGGGCCUUUAUUACUUCGCUGCGCAAGAACCCCAACCAGAGCUAUGUACAGCUGCUUAACAGCAUCCGUGACGAGCUCGAGGGCAAAUACCAACAGAAACCCCAAUUAAGCUGCAGUCACCCGCUUAGUAGGUCUUGUAGGCCUGAUGGUUAA
Messenger RNA from Bipolaris zeicola 26-R-13, 1020 nucleotides. RefSeq lists its product as uncharacterized. NCBI's taxonomy places the organism in Eukaryota, Fungi, Ascomycota, Dothideomycetes, Pleosporales, Pleosporaceae. The record is from RefSeq and is a predicted model, not a curated record. The transcript has 3 exons. Bases 1 to 1020 code for a protein of 339 amino acids. Gene Ontology annotation, molecular function: cysteine-type endopeptidase activity. Gene Ontology annotation, biological process: proteolysis.